This is a messenger RNA of Lolium perenne, 646 nucleotides long. The record is from RefSeq and is a predicted model, not a curated record. NCBI's taxonomy places the organism in Eukaryota, Viridiplantae, Streptophyta, Magnoliopsida, Poales, Poaceae.
AACUCGAAAGGCUGACACACCCCUGUUUCCCCGCUGAUAUCUCAGCUCUGCCUCUGCGCCUUCUUCCACACCACGCCACCCUCCACACACCACACCGCGCCAAGCUCUGCUUUUUCCCAUUACUCUUCCCCGCUUUCUUCGCUUCGUUGCAGUCCAAGCCCAAGACCAUCUACGGAUGGCGUCUCCGUCCACGCCGCCGUCGUCGUCAUGGGUCAUCCUAGGCAGCAUCCCACGUGUGUCCACGGCGGCGGACGCCGCCGACGCCUCCGUCGCGCUCACGGCGCCGCCGCGCGUCUCCAUCCUCACCGUGUCCCCGCGCGUCUUCCCGAAUCCCCCAACGCCCCACUUCUUCCCAUUCGUCCUCGCCGCCGACCCUUCCGGCAUGCUCCUCCUCCAGGCCAACCUGCGCUGCACCCCGACCUGUGAAGCCAUCGACCGUCCCUACACCAAGUCCGUCAGCUGGAAAUUAGACGACCGGCGCUACUUCGUGCUCGACGCGACCACCUGCUCCGCGUUCCAGCUUCCCGACCCCGCGGCAACCAUCCUGCACCAGGCCCUCCUCGGCCUUGUCGUCUCCCCUGGCGGAGGCGGCCACUACAUGGUCGCGGAGCUCCAGUCCGAGCCCUACUUCAGUGCUCCCCCCUAA